GCUUUAGAAACAGGAAAUUGACUCGCGAUAACAUAACAUACGGAUAUGUUUAUUAAGAUCUAAUAUAAACUUGUUGACAAAUGGUAACUGACAUGCUUAUUUAAAAUACACACUAGUAUAUGUAGUUGUGGCGUAUUUGCUUUGAAAAAAUGGAUGUCUAUGAUGUAGAGAAAGUUCUUAACUUCAAGACGAAGAGAAUUUCUAUAUCAUGCAUCGCUUGUCAUGAGUUAUUGUGUUGUGGCUACGAGUUAUGCCACACAAUAAAAGUUCCCGCCUCUUCAGGUGACACAUUGCUGGUGGUGUUUGGGAAAGAUCUACAUACCUACCAGUCCCAGUGCAGUAACGACCCCGUCAAAAAGAUGAGCUGGCAGUUAUCUUCCCAAAACACGGUCUUCAGCAAACCGGUGAUGGAGAUGACCAUUGUUGCUGAGCUUGACAUGUUGAUUGUCCUUACAGACUCGGGUCUAAGAUUUCACAAUCUGACCACAUACGAGCAGCGUUGUGCCCUGGCCGGCACUGAGGGCGCUACACUUUUUGACGUCUCUGUCGAGGAAGAAGUUGAAGUUACGAAAAACUUGGUUUUGGAACAUACCAUUAGACUGUGUAUUGUUCAGGUGAAAACAAUUAAAGUUUACGCCUGGAACGGAACUGCAUUUGAGGAAUUACACGCGCAUCAACAACUGAAGCUCCAUCAGCCUGCUAGGGCUGUCCUCUGGUUGGCAGACAAGAUCUUUGUUGGUCUAAAGGAUGAAUACAUCAUGUUGGAGACCAGCACCGGCAAGAUGCGCGAGGUGUUCCGAUUCGAUAGCGGACAGACUGGCCCCGUGAUUGCACGGAUGUCACGAGACGAGAGGGACCUGGUGAUGCUGGCCUAUCAGAAGAAGGCCCUGUUGGUCAACAGCAGGGCAAAACCGGACCGAACGGCGUCCAUUGAGUGGACCGACGUGCCAAACCUUAUGUUUCACGACCCGCCGUACAUGGUAGCGGCAAUGACGAAGCACGUCGAGGUCAACACCGUCUCACCCUCGAUGUUUAUGCAGCAGAUCGACAUCCGGGGUGUAGCGCGCGUGCGCAAGGCAAGCGCUGGGCUUUUCGUCCAGACUGCCAACAGUGUGUACCUACUAACGCAGCGGCCCGCGGAGGAAAGGGUGAAAUACCAUCGCCAACAUCACCAGUUCAAACUAGCAAUUCAGAUACAGCUAGUGUCUGACAGGCCACAAGACGAGAACGAGGCCAUCGUUGCCGGAAUUCGGGCCCAAAAUGGCGUCCACCUGUUCUGUGAAAACAAGUUCAAGGACGCCAUGGACAUCUUUCUGAGCCUCAACACCGACGUCAGUCACGUGAUCGGUCUAUUUCCGGACAUGCUGCCGCAUCGGCUGAAGUAUCCGGAGCGCAUACCUCCGCUAACCGAUUACCAGCUGUUCAAUUCGCUGGAGGCGCUCACAGACUUCCUGCUAAAGAAGCGGGCGAUAAUUGCUAGGGGUCAGGACCUGACCGAGGGAUCCGUGAUAUAUGAGCACCGGAAGAACGUUACGCUGAAAACUCGAAAGAAUGCUCUGUCGGUCAUUGACACAACACUGCUUAAAUGCUACGUACAGACCAACCACAACGAAGUGGCGCCGCUGCUACGAUUGCCUGACAACCACGUGAACAUCGGGGAGGCGGAGCGCGUGCUCACUAAGCGAGAAUUGUUCUCCGAGCUCAUCAUACUGUACGAGGAGCACGCGAUGCACGCCGAAAUCCUGCAGCUGUUGAGGUCUCGCGCCAAGGUCAAGGUCUUCCCAUCACCCUUGGACGCCAUCCAGCCUACCAUUCAGAAACUUCAGUCGCUAGGGGAGGAGCACCUGUCGUUGAUUUACGAGUGGGCAGAGUGGGUCUUCAAUGAGAACCAGUUUGAAGCGCUCAAGAUGUUCACCGAUGACAUUCCAACGGUGAGGGGUCUACCCCGGGGCCACAUCCUCAGCUACUUGGACAAAAUCGGUCUAGACAAGAUGGUCCCUAUUCAGUAUCUCGAGCACGUGAUCUACACGUGGGGUGACGUGACGGAGGAGUUACACCAGGCCCUGUCCACCAAACUUCGUGGGGCGGUAGUGGCCGAGCUUGAGAACGCGCGGGCCAUUCGGGACCACGAAGACGGACCGAUCAAACUGGGCCCGGCCUCGGACGGGCUGUUGAACGACUUCCGCCACAAGCUGCUCACGUUUAUUAAGAAGUCGACGUUAUAUCGGCCCGAGCACGUGCUCGCGCAACUGCCAAUGAACUGUCUGUUCGAGGAGCGGGCGUUGCUGCUGGGUCGGAUGGGGCGGCACGACCAGGCGCUCGGCAUCUACGUUUACGUGCUCAACGACCUGCGAGAGGCGGAACAAUACUGUAACACGAGCUUUUUGGAAGGAAGGUCUGAGGUUUACCUUGACCUACUGCGGGUGUAUCUCAAGCCCCCGGGCCCACUGUCACUGGGGCUCCAGGAGUACAGUAAGCAGCCCAUGUGCCGAGUGGGUGAGGCCCUCGCAAUGCUGCAGGAGCAUGCGUCCAGAAUUAACCUAUUUGAGGCAAUCAAGAUGUUUCCGGAGGAUGUUCCAUUAAAAAGCGCAGGUCACUUUCUCGGACAAGCCAUGACGUUCAGCGCGUCCCGUCUUCACAUGAUCAUGGUGUCCAAGCAAAUACAUUUACAAAACAACACAUUUAUGAGCCUGAUGGUGCGCGAGUCGUGCUGCCGACAGAUCCUUCACGUGGACGAGUCUACCAGCUGUGACGAGUGCAACCUCAGGAUCGCAAACAAGGUAUUUGUGCGCACACCCGUGGGACAACUUCUGCAUUACGCUUGUUACAAACGCAACGUCUUAGCUACAGAAAGAACUACAGGACAGCAAAAUGACAUAAAGUUAUAAGAAUUUCUAAGAUCAUUUGUUAUUUUACUAAAUAGAGUCUACAUUGAAUAAGUAAGAAAGCAGCAUAUCAUGUUAGGUAAGUCUCAAAACAAGCAAAAGUUGGAGUCCCAGAGAAAACAGUAUAACUAGUUUUGUUGCGGAGCCAAGUGUUGUUUUUUGUAUUUCCCCACUUAGAAGGGGAGAAAAGAGAUAGGUCUUUGUCCAUGAGCCUGUUAGUCCAUAUGUAUGUCCCUUUUUUGGCUGUGUAACUAAAGAAGUAUUGUUGCAAAAUAGAUGAGACUGCACAAACAUGUUAACCAGCAUGUGAGCUUGCACACAUUCAUAUUUAAUUAAGUUUCUUUCAACAUUAGUGGAGUUCUUAGUUAAGAGUGGGAUGUGGGGGAAUCGUUAUUCUACUGGCGCAUUUCUAGUUACACUUUGCUCACACCUAUGUUGCACUUCACUGAUGAGAAGAAAAAGGGGAUCUGGUUUUGCAGAGGCUCCACAUGGGACAGAAAUCAAUGUUAUUUGAUGUAAAUAGUUCAUGGAACAAGAUAAACUAUUCCUAUUUACUUCCUUAAACUUGACUGUUCCGCUUUUGCAAUAUCAAAUAGAUCGUCUAUUCCACAAUUACAUUAAAAAAAAAGUUAAAAAAAUACUACUGAAAUGUAUCACAAGGUUUAUUGAAUUCCAAACAAAUCCAUAUAUCCAAGUUAAAUAUACAAUCAAAAACAUGUUUUGAACAUUCUUUUUAUAAUAAACAAUCCAAGUUACAAUUUGCCACUAAAAAAUCAAGUAUAAGUGAUAUCCAAUCUUAUAUUUAAAUAUUAAUCUACACAAACACAGACUUAAAACAUACAUACUGACUAAGAAAUAGAUGUAUCAUACAUAUUGUCACGGUACAGUGCAUAGUCAAAACAAUUUCAGACCUCAUCUCUAUUUUCAUAGGCUUGACAGCCUCACUGUUUGUGAAAGAGUCUUAUUUUCAAUCCUUUACACAUUUUGAUUUUCUUUGAUUGUUCUACUUGCACAUUAUUUUCUCUUAUGUCAAAUGCGCUUUUGACUAUAUAACAUAGAGCUUUACAAAAUCACGUUAUCGUCACUAACAUGUAACCUAAAUAUCAGAACAGGGAAAAGCUUCUCAUAACGUUGCUAGAACUUUAGGUCAUACCCUUUUUUUUCGAUAUUGAUAUUUUGAAUUUGUAUCAACAGUUCAUGCGAUUAUUUUGGAAAUAAACUAAAAAAACUUC
This is a messenger RNA of Dreissena polymorpha, 4117 nucleotides long. RefSeq names its product vam6/Vps39-like protein. The record is from RefSeq and is a predicted model, not a curated record. The coding region runs from base 150 to 2888 and encodes 912 amino acids. Gene Ontology annotation, cellular component: cytoplasm; membrane. Gene Ontology annotation, biological process: autophagy; endosomal vesicle fusion; vesicle-mediated transport. The transcript has 26 exons. NCBI's taxonomy places the organism in Eukaryota, Metazoa, Mollusca, Bivalvia, Myida, Dreissenidae.